AUGCCGCCUCGGCUCUCCACCCCCACACAGCUCGUCGCUUCGUCAGAUCCAUCACCAAGACCAGCAUACUUCGACGCUCGGACAUCAUUCGAUCGUAUACGGCUCACCUCAGCUCGGUAUCUUGGCCAUGGGCCGAAUGAUGACGAGAGGACGCCUACGACGGCCGAAUCUUCGGCCGCAGAAGCCGAGGACAAUAUCGCCUCGUUGACACGGAGGCAUAUUCUCGUGACCGGAGGGUUUGGGUCGCUAGGGAGAUAUGCCAUUCGCGACCUUCUAUUGGGACACUCUUCGGGCGCCUUUAAAGCAAAGACGUCGAAAGACCCCGACGAAUGGGUCGCCGUACCGGGUCAAACACCGCCGAUCGACCCGAGUCGCAAAGAUUUGCUGGUCACCAUCGUCGACGUCGAGGACCGAUCCGCCGAGCUCGACUUUCUCUUGCACAACGCCCCGAUCGACGAAAAACCUAAAGUCAAGGGGACCGAUCCUCGAGCAUCGGCUUUUGCUUUGAGUGAACGAAGCAUCGAUAGUUUCAAGAGGCAGGGGAAGCUGAGGAUCGUAAUCGGCGAUGUUCGCGAUAAGGACCUGAUGAAGAAGAUGCUCUCACCUGAUGGGAUGCUCGUGACCGAGUUGGCGACGCAACAAUCUCCUGCGGUAGGAGAAGUCAAACCCAUCGUGGCAGGAGGUCAUCUGACGACGACGAUCAAGAUCCCUCCCGUUUCGGGCAUAAUACACCUUGCAGCCUACAACCCCUCAGCAUGCCGGCUGAAUCUGCGGGAGUGCGAAAAUGUAGAAUCGGAAGGGAUGGACGUUGUGUUGGAGCAGCUCGAACGACCCGGUCUCGAAAAGCCACCCUCGUCGAAGUCGAACGCCGUCUUCGCGAACCGACCUUGGAUCGUAGUACCCAGACGAAGAGAUUCUUGGAAUGAUGUCCCCGAAGCGUACAAUCGCAACGCAUCGGAGCUAUCGACGGAAGGGGCCAUCGAGGCGCUCAAGACGUUCACCGUUCAUCACCCUCUGCAUUCGCUCUUGCUGCGUCUUCCUCCUCUCGAUUCGAUUGUUGGUGAUCCUUACGCAUCUCGCUCGGAUGUGAUCCCUCAUCUCGUCGAGUCUGCACUGGGACACAUGCCCUUGCAUAUUUACACCUCUCCCGAUAAUUACGAGCCAUUUCUCGCCGCCAACGAUGCUUCACUGUCGAUCAUUCAGAGUGCUCGCAUGCUCGAACUCGCCUCGAGGAAGAAGUUCCUGCGUGCACUUGGAUUUGUCGCCGAGGUCGAUGUGGUCGGUGCCGAACGGAGAACGAAGGGCCCAAGCACGCUCCCGAUCGUCGACAUGGUCAAGACCAUCAUCCAAUUAACGUCGAGUCAGUCGCCCUUCCUCGAGAUCAAGCAACUCAAUGCUACCUCGUCGUCGAGCGGCUUGAAUGCCGAUCAACUGAAGGCGCAGCAAGCGUCAUUCCGCAAGAGGGCCGACAAGACCAUUGGGUUCAGACCCUCGACCACCCUGCGCGUCGAGCUCAAGCGCUAUAUCGCCGCCGUCUUGAAGCGGCACAUGCCAUAUUUGAGCAGCAAGAUCAAAGUCGCUUGCGCCUCGCCACCGUCGACCUCGGUACUCGAGAGCGGGAUCCUGGCGUUGAACGGGUGCAGUGCGCAGCUAUUGACGAUCGUCGAAGGGAGCUAUUGGAUGUUGGGCUGCUCCGAGGGGGUUGAAGGGCCUCAUUUGGAACCUUUGGCGAUCCUCCCCGCGGUUCCGUUCAAGGAGGGGGUGCGCGCAGUUGAGAUUGUUGCCGAACAAGGUCACGAUGGUAAAGCCGACCUGCAACUACGGUGUCCGCGUUGGAAGGAUGGUAAACUGACGGGUGAGAGCGAGGUCAUUAUUUGGGCCGAGACGCGCGACGGAGGUGAAUUUGCGUUUGCUUCCAAGCCGGGCGUGCACAAGAUCGCGGAUUGGUUCCCUGUCGAGUUUGUCAAGCGCGAUUCGAGGGCCUUUUUCCUUUCACUUCCGCCGACACAGGGCAAGGCCGAGGGCGAAGAGAAGAAACGGCACUUGACUAUUCCGGAACCGACGUCAACGCUGAAGAAGAUCAUGUUCAAGACCGAUAUGGACAACUCUAGGGUCGCGCAUUUCAAGAUCAACCCUAUUUGCUGCCCCAAUAAAGACGUCAGCAAGGAAGGAUGGGACUUUUUCAAAGAAGAUCGUGAGUUAUUUAUUGGGCUAUGUUGCUCUUCGUCGCGAAGCGUGACUAACCUACGCUGCACGCGCCACCCUUCAGCCCUGCUCGCCUCUCAAGUGUUGUUCCCCGUCCAGGAGGGACACGUGUCUUUGAUCGCCUCGACAACGAGUGUUCAAAGGUGUCGAGAGCUGCACGCCGAAUACGAACGCAUCCGCAAGCUCGAACGCACCCUAGAUCCCAAGGCUGCGGAGCCCGUAUGCAACCCCAAACGCGGCGACGCCUCCGGGUGGUCGGCAAAGUCAUUCCCCAUCUGCCCUAUCGACUGCGAUGCCCCACUCAAGUGCAUCGCCACGGAAAAGUGCAAGUGCACACGCGAUCGAUGCGGCAUCUCCGGAAGAAAUGGUCCAUUCCCCAGUGUUGCCUGGAGUGAUCGAAUCUCGUUCAGCAAAACCGUGGUCCCCGUGGCCAAGUUGACCUUGCAGCAGCGCGUCAAUGCGAUUCCAUGGGAGCACGUCCUCUUGCCCGGAGCACAACACGCGUUCGCGACGCCGCUCAACGAUCUACCAUUCGCCCACGUCGUCGCGUUGCCCAAGUCCGUCGACAACCAUCUCACUUCGCCCGCGUGCUGGAACAUCGACAAGUCGCCUCUACCUUUCCUCGGGGAUCAUAUCCUGAUCGAGGCGCUGAAGGAGAGGAGCGUCCCGCUUGCGGAAGCCGACUUUGUCAUGGUUCCAUACUACCAGGGGUGCUACUACAACUACCUCCAAGAGAACACCUUCAAGAAACUCGCCGACACGAUUGGGUUUACCGAGUCGCGCACAGCUUCGGUGCCUCACCUCAAGGCAUCCAAGAUCGUCGUACCCUUCACACACGACUUUGGCUCCUGCACCGGAUGGUGGCCCAAACUCGGGGACGUCCUGGGCCGGACGCCGCCGGUGCCGAUGGAUCAGGCUCUGGCGUGGCAGGUUAACGGCGACUACAAUACCAAGUGCGUCAAACCCGAUCGCGACGUCAUCAUCCCUGCCGUGACGAAGCAUACCAAGGCAUUGCUCGAGACGCACAAGACGGCCAGCGACAUCGUCCCCGUUCAGGAUCGAAAGUUCCUUGCGUUUUUCGCCGGUGGCGUCCGUGGCUUUGGCGCGAUCGUCAGAACCAAGCUUGGCUGUGGCCGCUCGGGUGGUCACCAUGGUUCGGGCAAGAUUUUGUACCAGCAGUAUGCGCCAGGUCAACGGUACCUCGGGACGCUCUCGAACGCUCGAUUCUGCCUGCUGCCUCGCGGGAUCCCAGCGUGGACGACUCGGACCUUCGAAGCGAUCUAUGCGGGCUGCAUCCCUGCCUUUAUUGUCGAUCGCAACCUAUUCCCUUUUCAAGACAUCCUCGACUACUCCCUGUUCUCCGUCUCGAUCCCCGAAGCCGAAGCGCACCGCGUUGAAGAGAUCCUCGGAUCCUAUCCGGAACAACAGCUGAUCGAGAUGCAGGCCGUUUUGGUCAAGGUGCGCGAUGCGUUCGUCUUUGACCAGGGGCAUGAAUGGGAAAGGAAGGGCCCGUUGUUUUUUACUUUGGUGUCGAUGAUGAUGAGAUUGGAUUUGGGGUAUCCUCAAGUCGGGAGUUGUGGGAUGGUGGUCAAGGAUACGACGCAGUGA
This is a messenger RNA of Microbotryum saponariae, 3813 nucleotides long. The record is from the annotation of a GenBank genome assembly. NCBI's taxonomy places the organism in Eukaryota, Fungi, Basidiomycota, Microbotryomycetes, Microbotryales, Microbotryaceae.